CCGUCGGAAAGUGAGCUAAAUACAUCAACAAGAACGGGGUAAACAAAAUAGAAAAAAAGACCGGCAAAAACAGGGAAUCGAUCUGGAUAGCUUGUGUAGCAAAGGGCAGUUUUCAAAUUGUUAAUUUUCUAAAGUGUUUACCGAUUAAAAGGCAGGAAGUGAUUUACUAUUCAUCCAUAUUAUACAGUCUACAAGACAAAUCGUAAGUGUGAAACAAGAUUACACAAGAAAUUUUCUCUCAACUUGUAAUUAUAUCCACUAGGUCACUUCAAGUGAAUCUAACCUGCAAAGGCAUAAUUCCGAGUCUCGGAUCGUUAAAAUCAACAAUCGUUAUUUACAAUAUUGUACCGUAAGUAAUUUAUUUAAAAUAUUAAUUGGUUUGCCUAGCUGUAAUACAAAAUUUGUUAACUAAGGUUUCGAGACUAAAUAAGCGAAAUAGUCAUUCGUUUCCUGAUCCAUCAUAAGAUACGUGAGUGCCCGAGUAGAAGAAAACUAAAUGUAAGUUUGUUUGAAUCUAGUUUAAAGUUUAAAAUACUCACAAAAUAAAAUCUAUUUUAGCUUCAAGCUGCUAAAACUUAAGACGCUGCUUUGAGGAUUAUUUCUUUUUCCGAACACUUGAAGAUUUAUAAUCUUCCGGACAUAACCUCAAGAUGUCGGAUCCGGCGAAUGAUACGAUCAGGAAUGCGGAGAAAUCGGUCAACAAUCGCAACUGCAUGUAUUGCGAGGAAGUUGAUAGCGAAGAUGACAUGGUCCAAUGCGACAUGUGUAGCUUUUGGAGCCACUAUCAAUGUGCGGGAGUUACCGAGGCAGUGAAGAGUGUGCCAUGGAACUGCACGAAAUGCAGUAAUUUGUUGCACGUUCCCAAAAUAAGGAAACCAGUUAAAAAGAACGUUUCCAAACGGACGGGAAGUGCCAAAAGCGAUGUCGGAACGGAGCCUCGAGAAGGUCGGCCAUCGAUUCAAGAAUCUCUGAGCCUUCUCGAACAAGAAUCGGCUGCGAUCGAGCAGCAAUUGCAGGAGGAGAAAAUACUGCACGACAAACGCUUGGAAUUGGAGAGAUCGGUGAACGAAAAAAGGCGUGCGCUUCAACAAAAGAUGCAGGAGGAAAAACUUCGCCAAGAGAAGCUGCAACUAGAACAGCAAUUGGCGGACCACAAGGACUUCUUGAUCCGGCAGAAGCAGAUGCGCGACCAGUUCCGGAAAAUGAAAGCCGAUCUGAGUCAGGAGUUUGAGAGCGAGGAAGAGGACAGCGAUCCGGAUGUUGGUUCCACGAAGACGAAGGCGUGGAUAGAGACGCAAGAAGAUCCCCGCGGCGCUUACCCCAAGAAGCCGGCAGCAGCGCCAAGGAGUUUUCCUCUCACUGUGCGUAACGCGUUGGAGGAACGGCAUGGCGAGACAGAUUCGGAACAGAGCGGGAUUGGGCGCCAACGCAAGCACGAACCAUUGGCGACGUCAUCGAAAGGCGAGGCUCAAGCGGAGAAGAAGAAAAACGUAGACUCCGACCAUCGUUUCAAAGAGCUGUUGGAGCAUUAUUUGAGGGCAAAUGGGUCGCAACAGGAGCCGGAAGCAUCCGAACCGGAAGAGUCUGAGCUGGAAAAGCUUGAACAGGCUUUGAUUAGGAAGUUGUUAGAACGUAACACGUUAGGACGAGCUUGUAGUGUUAGUUCAGGGCCGACUAAAGAACAGUUGGCUGCACGACAAGCUGCGUCCAAACAUCUUCCUACUUUUCGAGGCGAGCCAGAGGUGUGGCCCCAAUUCAUCAGUUGCUUCGAAUACACCACGGAGGCGUGUGGAUACACCAAUACCGACAAUUUGAAGAGACUUCAAGACAGCCUUCAAGGACUAGCCAAGGAAGCAGUACAAAGCCGAUUGCUCAUGCCUGAGUCGGUGCCUGAGGUCAUCGAAGAUCUGCGUCAACUGUUCGGUAAUCCGGAAAAGCUGUUGAAGUCACUGAUGGCGAAAGUGCGGAAGGUACAAGCCCCUCGAGUGGACAAAUUAGAGUCGUUCCUGUACUUCGGGAUCACGGUAAAGCAGUUGUGUGAUCACCUUGUUGCGGCCAAGCUACACGACCACUUGAGCAACCCCAUGCUGGUAGCGGAACUCGUCGAUAAGCUGCCAUCCGAUUAUCAAUUGGAUUGGGUACGCUUUAAGAGAGGUAGGACUGAUCUUCCUCUUCGUAUGUUUGCCGAUUUCAUGAAGGGAAUCGUGUCGGAAGUUUCUGAGGUGGCUGACUUCAACGGGGAGCAGAACACUGCGGUUGCGGAAGGACGGCGAAUGUACAAAAGGAAGGAGCGCGUGAAUACCCACGACACUAAAGUGUUUCCGGUCGUGCAGAAUACGAUGCCGGCGAGAACGAGAAAACCCUGCCCGAUGUGCAAUCGCACAGACCACAAACUAAGGUUCUGUGACGAUUUUUCGUCGAUGUCAUUACCGGAUCGUCAAAGGUUGGUCGAUAGACUCAAGCUGUGCAACAUUUGUCUGUGUGACCAUGGGAAGAUAAAGUGCACCUUCAAAGUACGGUGCGAGAUACGGAGCUGCAAAGGAAACCACCACACGCUGCUGCACAGGCACGAGGAAGCAGUUAACGUUACCGUGGCGGAAUGCAACCCACAUCAUAAUGUCGAUCGGUCAGUAAUCUUCCGAAUGAUACCGAUUACUUUGCAUCAUGGAGGAAAGGCGGUUCAAACCUUGGCGUUCCUGGACGAAGGAGCUUCAACAACACUUGUUGAGAGCUCUCUAGCAGAAUCGUUGGGCGUCGAGGGAACUCCGGAACCCCUGGUCAUCGUGUGGACAGGAAAUGUUAAGCGGAAUGAAGAUAGUUCGAGGAAAAUCGACCUGCUGGUAUCUGCCGUGGAUUCUCGUAGAAAGUUCAUGAUGUCUUCUGCCCACACUGUCGGAGAAUUGAAGCUGCCUCUACAUAAGGCCUGUUACAGAAGCAUCGUAGAUAAAUAUCACCACUUAGAUGGAGUUCCUUUGUCGAGUACCAAAAUGGAAGUUCCCAGAGUUCUUAUAGGCCUCGACAACCUACAUCUAUUCGCCCCUCUGGAGUCCAAGGUUGGUGCCCCGGGAGAACCGAUAGCCGUGCGUUCAGCGCUGGGUUGGGCAAUCUACGGUCCUGAUUCGAGACUUGAGCAGCAGCAGCAUCACUAUUUGAACCAUCAUCUUGUUCAAAGCUUGAACAAUCGUCAGCUUCACGAUCUGAUGGCGGAGCAGUACGCUCAGGAAGAGCUUCAUGUAGCACAAGGCAAUCCCAUAGAAUCGGAGGAAAUCCAGAGGGCCCGUGAGACCCUUGAAUCGACAACUGUCCGAGUAGGAGACCGCUUCGAAACGGGGCUACUUUGGAAGCAGGAGCCUGUUUUUCCAGAUAGCUAUCCGAUGGCGCUGAACCGACUGAAGAGCCUGGAACGACGUUUUCAACGAGAGCCGCAUAUGAAACAGAACGUGAACCAGCAGAUUGAAUACUACCUGGCCAAAGGCUACUGUCAUAAGGCCACAGCAGAAGAGCUGAAGAGUACCAAUCCUUCUUCCGUGUGGUAUCUUCCUCUUAAUGUCGUGCUGAAUCCUAAGAAGCCGCAUAAGGUACGUUUGGUGUGGGAUGCAGCGGCCAAAUCGCAGGGAGUUUCUCUCAAUUCUUACCUGCUCAAAGGCCCCGAUCUAUUGGCAUCACUUCCGGCGGUCAUCAGCAAGUUUCGAGAGCGACGAGUUGCAGUGGGAGGUGACAUCAAAGAGAUGUACCAUCAGCUCAGGAUUAGAGAGGCAGACAAGCAGGCGCAAAGGUUUCUUUUCCGGUUCCCGGAAGACGAUCAUCCUACCGUUUUCGUCAUGGACGUGGCCACCUUCGGCGCUGCCAGUUCUCCAUGCUCGGCGCAAUACGUCAAGAACCUGAAUGCCCAACAGUUUUCCACUCGUUAUCCAGCAGCAGCACAGGCCAUCGUUCAUCGCCAUUAUGUCGAUGACUACUACGACAGCUUCGACACCGAAGAGGAAGCCAUCGAGCGAACCAGAGAGGUACGUUGGAUCCACUCGAAAGGUGGAUUCGAGAUCACCAAUUGGACGUCUAACUCUACAGCUGUUCUUCGAAGUUUGGGAGUGGGUGGUGGCUCCAGAGAGUCAAUCCAUUUGAACCAAGACAAGGUGACGGAUUACGAACGAGUUCUCGGCAUCAUGUGGGACACACAGAACGACGUGUUUUCCUUUGCGGUACCCAUAAACGCAGCAGCUACAGAGGCAGAACCACCAAAGAAAAGGGGAGUCCUGAGCACGGUCAUGUCGCUGUUCGAUCCAAUCGGCCUGUUGGCUCCAUUUACGGUGUUGGGAAAGAUGCUCAUGCAAGACCUGUGGCGAGCGGGUUGCGACUGGGACCAGCGAAUCGACGGAGAGUGCCUGGAUAAGUGGCGACAGUGGGUCGCGAUGUUUUCUCUGGUUGAGGGUGUUCGGAUUCCAAGAUGUAACUUUGGCUCGACACCUUCUGACCGAUUUGGCCAAAUACAGCUACAUAUCUUUAGUGAUGCCGGGGAGAAUGCGUACGGAAGCGUUGCGUAUCUACGGAUUUGUGUGGAAAAUACCGUAAAAUGUUCGUUGGUGAUGGCUCGAUCGAAAGUAGCACCGAUAAAACUUCUUUCCAUUCCACGGCUUGAACUGAAAGCAGCAGUCUUGGGAGCGCACCUGAGUCACACCGUUAAGAACAACCAUUCCCUUCCUAUUCAUCAAAUUUUCUACUGGAGUGAUUCUCGAACUGUUCUCUCCUGGAUUCAAUCCGACCAACGUCGUUAUCAACCGUUCGUCGGCUUCCGUAUCGGAGAAAUUCUGAGUCUCUCCAAGCUGACAGACUGGCGCUACGUUCCAACCAAGCUAAAUGUAGCAGAUUCGCUCACCAAAUGGGGUCGUCUUCCGGAUCUUUCGAGCGAAGGUUCAUGGUUUCGUGGCCCGGAGUUCCUGUACCAGCAGCCGUCGGAAUGGCCUCAACAGAAUCUUCCCGCUGCAAAUACACGAACGGAAAUCAAGGCAAUACACCUUUUUCACGGUGUUGAGCUUCCAAGUUGCUUUAUCGACGUGACUAGAUUUUCGAAGUGGAAUGUUGCAGUUCGCACCGUGGCAUGCAUUUUCCGAUUCAUCUCCAACUGCCGGCGCCGAGCCGCUGGCAAAUCCAUCGAAGCAGUCCUUUCGACUCCAAAGCUUAAAAAGCUCAUCAAGGUUGAAAUUCCCUUUGUAGUGGUUCCGUUGCGGCAAGACGAGCAUCGAUGUGCCGAAAAUACUCUCUUCAGGUUGGCUCAGAGCGAGUCGUACAGCGACGAAAUCAAGAUAUUGAAGAAGAAUGCAGAAUUACCUUUUCAAAAUUGGUUUCCACUAGAAAAGUCCAGCCCUCUCUACAAGCUUGUGCCCUUGAUCGACGCCGAUGGUGUGUUGAGGAUGGAAGGUCGUUCUGAAAAGGCAGAGUUCCUCCCUUUCGACCUUCGCUUUCCAAUAAUUCUACCAAGAUCUCACUACGUUACAGAUCUUUUAAUUCAACAAUACCAUGAAAGGUUUGGGCAUGGAUUUCGAGAGACGGUGAAGAAUGAAAUCAAGCAACGUUUUCUGAUUAGCGGUCUUACCAAUUUGAUAAGACGAACCGAACGAAGCUGCGUGUGGUGUAAGGUCCGAAAAUGUCUGCCGAAGAAUCCACGAAUGGCUGCACUUCCUGUACAAAGAUUAACUCCAUUUAAACGUCCAUUUAACUUCGUGGGCAUUGAUUACCUGGGUCCUGUUGAAGUCGUCGUCGGCCGCCGCAGAGAAAAACGCUGGGUUGCGGUGUUCACGUGCAUGGUUGUUAGAGCGGUGCAUUUGGAAGUUGUCCACAGUCUUACCGCGCAAUCAUGCAUCAUGGCGAUCCGCCGUUUCAUCAGCCGCCGAGGUCCAGCCUCCGAAUACUUCACAGACAACGGGACGAACUUCCGAGGUGCGAGUAAGGAGAUAAUCCAACGGGUACGAGAAAUUGAUGCUGUUUGUGCCGAUGAAUUUACGACUGCUAUCACGAGUUGGCACUUCAUCCCACCUGGAACACCCCACAUGGGAGGGGCGUGGGAAAGGAUGGUGCGCUCGGUGAAGCAAGUCAUGGCCGCUUUGGACGACGGGCGUCGAUUGAACGACGAAAUCCUCCUGACUACGCUUGCUGAAACUGAGGACAUGAUCAACAGCCGGCCCCUAACUCUUGUAACCACGGACUCAGUGAUGGGUGCACUUUGUCCAAAUGUCUUCCUGCGAGGUUCAGAUCCCAACGAGCCGCAUGAAGUCAUUCAACCUACGCAUCCUGCAGAAGCACUUCGGGAUGCUUACAAGAGAUCGCAGCAGCUGUCCGACGAGUUAUGGAAGCGGUGGAUUAGAGAGUACGUGCCGACAGUCAACCAACGGUCCAAGUGGUUCUCCGAAACAAAUCCUCUUAAGAAAGGGGAUCUCGUAUACGUGGUCGAAGGCAGUCGACGCAAAGCAUGGGUUCGAGGAGUCAUCGAGGAGCCGAUCGUUUCUGGUGACGGAAGAGUCCGUCAAGCUUUGGUACGCACAACUGGUGGUGUUUUUCGACGUGGAACGGCGAAUCUGGCGGUACUAGAGAUUGCUGACAGAGUCCAGACGGUGGGUCCAGAGAGUGCCGCUCAUCAUGCAACUUCUGAUACUGGUGGUAACGCUGAUCCGGUGGCUCCAGAGAGUGAAUCCGGACCAGGUUUACGGGUGGGGGACUGUUGAGCGUGUAAAAACUGCGCGACUCGGCAGCCCCGUCGGAAAGUGAGCUAAAUACAUCAACAAGAACGGGGUAAACAAAAUAGAAAAAAAGACCGGCAAAAACAGGGAAUCGAUCUGGAUAGCUUGUGUAGCAAAGGGCAGUUUUCAAAUUGUUAAUUUUCUAAAGUGUUUACCGAUUAAAAGGCAGGAAGUGAUUUACUAUUCAUCCAUAUUAUACAGUCUACAAGACAAAUCGUAAGUGUGAAACAAGAUUACACAAGAAAUUUUCUCUCAACUUGUAAUUAUAUCCACUAGGUCACUUCAAGUGAAUCUAACCUGCAAAGGCAUAAUUCCGAGUCUCGGAUCGUUAAAAUCAACAAUCGUUAUUUACAAUAUUGUACCAUACUUCCUGAACAGUUUUUUAGCCUUGGACACGUUUCCGCUGUACUUGCUGGAUCAACUGAGACACAGGUGGUAGCUAAUAGUGUCCUGUCUCAUAGAAACAUUUCGCCGAAGGACAGUCCAGCGCAGCACCGAUUGAAGGAACCAUUAAGCAGGCACUUCUAUAUACGACGUAUUUGUGUUUCCGAUUGUUCUACACGUUACUUCAAACGGGAUAGCGAAUUGUUGGGCAAAUUCAAUCUUUUAUCAAGAUUGAAUUCCAAAGUUAGCAAAACGACGUACGCACCAAACCAUCAAGGCAAAAGGUUGUAAGUACAUGUUGACUUGUAAGAACAAUAUUAAUGCCCAUAUCGAAUUCACAGGCAUAUUCUUUAUCCAUUUUACGAUUGGAAACCAAGUUUUCAGACAAUUCUGAACAAUAGUUUUAAUACUAGAAUAAAAAAGGUGUUGUGAAACUUUCCUCGCGAUUUCCUCGAAACUCGAUGAGUGGCUCAUACGACUUAAUCAAAACAAACUCUAGACUUUCGUAAAUUUUGUGCAAACAGUCACUCACUGACGUUAUUAUAUGACAUUCUUCUCAUUUUCCAAGGAAAAUUUUCUCUUACUCUUAAAAAAUAUCUGCGUUUUCCCAACGUAAUAAUAAAAGUUUUGCUUAUGAUUGCAACGUGUUUUGUCCUGCCUUUAGUCCGAAAUUUCCCUUAAAUUUUAAUUCUAAUAAGAAAUUUCAUUAAAACGAAACGAAAAAAAAAAAUAACAAUGGAGUGACUUUCUCAAAAAAAUAAACUAAUAAUAAUAGUAAUAAUAAACAUGCCCUAAAACCUUUCAAGAAUAUUUAUAAUUUAUUUUGAGAUAGGUUGUAUAUUGAAAUGUGUACAAGAGAAAAACACAAUAUGCACAAUGUCACCACUUUAAAAAUCCUUAUCAAGUUACGUUUCCUCAGAUCCGUUGCUCUCGUCGACUCGGCUUUUGUUUUUGAGCAGGAAAUUUG
Molecule: messenger RNA, 8082 nt
Organism: Uranotaenia lowii
Lineage: Eukaryota; Metazoa; Arthropoda; Insecta; Diptera; Culicidae
Exons: 2
Coding region: 651-6716 (2021 amino acids)
Biological process (GO): DNA integration
Molecular function (GO): nucleic acid binding
Source: RefSeq, a predicted model, not a curated record